UGUCAAUGAACUGACCGUGAAAGUUAUAAAUGUUGAAGAAAACACAUUGACACAUAGUAUGAAGUACAUCACUAACUAUGACUUCACAUGGAGCAAACAUGAACUUGAAUUUACAAGGAUGACCUAUUUGUUCCAUCUUCAGCUGGAGGCCAAGAUAUUGGCCCUCAAUGCUUCCUAUCAAGCUUUCACUGCUUUGGACGACUUGAAGUUGACACCCGGCAAGUGCUAUCAUUCCGGGACCACCGAGCAGCCCCCCACCGGCACCCCACCACCCGAGACACAGCUGACGUGCACCUUUGAAGACAGCACGCUGUGUGGCUGGGCCCAGGCUCUGGGAGACCCCAGGGACUGGGUGCUGGCCAAUGGCAUGAGCGUGGACCCCAACUAUGGACCAUUAGUGGACCACACCACACAUCUCUCUGAAGGCCACUUCAUCUACCUGCAGUCAUUAGGGUCUGCAGGACUCGCCGACUUGUUGUCCGAGACACUGAUAGACAGUGCAGCCGGCCACUGCUUCUCCUUUGCCUACUACAUGCACGGCUCGGCCCCGCCAUUCCUCAAGAUUUACAUCACUAAAGCAUCUGAGCGGCCAGGGCCCUCCACCCUGGCCAACUGGCAGCGCUUUGAGGAGGUGGGGGAGACGUGGCAGCAAGUUCGUCUGUUUGUGCCGUGGCAAAACUUUAGCCAGCGGGUGGUGGUGCGUGGGGAGGCGCAGGACAGCACCAAUGACUUGGGCCACACUGCCAUUGAUGAUUUCCGUUUGACUGAAGGCUCUUGUCAAAAUCCUGAAGAGAUUUGGUGUGAUUUUGAGACCUCUGAUCUCUGUGAAUGGGUGAGUGUCUCUGAGAGUGGAGCCAAAUGGAUCUGGAACACCGGCCAGAACCCUGAGCUGCUCAACGCUCCGGUCACUGAUCACACCUAUGGCACUUCCUAUGGGCACUACACCAGCUUCCAGCACUCUUCCAGCAACAAGGAGAUGGAGGCCUACCUUCUGAGUCCUGCCCACCAUGGGACUGGAGACACAUGUUUCCAGUUCUAUUAUUACAUGCAAGGGCAGACAAACUGGACUGGCCAGCUUUCCUUGUACCAUACGACCCCAUCAGCAGGCUUGGAUGGCCUCAUCCUCUUGUGGCAAAUGCAAGGGCCUAAGGGAGACUACUGGAACCUGGGCCAGAAACCAAGAUACGUUCUUGGGGACUAUGAGCUGGCCUUUGGGGCGCUGGAGGGCGAGGAAGGCGGCAACAGCAUCAUAGCGCUGGACGACGUGGUGAUGCUCAACAGAACUUGCCCCAAGAUUGCCACGUGUUCCUUUGAGGACGGCUUCUGUGACUGGACCAACACCAAGGAUGGGGACAGCACAGAGUGGGUCAUGAACCAAGGCUCCACGCCCACCGAAGGCACCGGCCCUAAAUACGACCACACCCUGGGCACGGCUUUAGGGCAUUACAUCUACAUGGACGCAGCAGCAGCGCCUUCAGAGACGUCCAGCGCCGUGCUGGAGUCCCCAGUCAUCCCAGCAGCCGCGUACUGCUUUGAGCUGUACUGCUACAUGUACGGUGAUGAUGUUGGGGGUUUUGCGGUUCAGAUGAAGAAGAAUGGUUCCGUGACGACCCUGUAUCAGAAGCACGACAGCCGAGAAGAGUGGAUACUGAUUAAACUUUCCAUUUACGAGAGUGACGCGUUCACACUCCUGCUCAAGGCUCAGCGCGGGACAGGCCCCAAGGGAGACAUUGCCGUGGAUGAUGUUUGGAUGGAUGCAAACACCUGUAGCUCCAACCCAAAUAAGUUUUAUUGCUACAAUGGCACUGAGAUUCCUGCAGAAAAAGAGUGUGACUUUGUGGGAGACUGCCCGGACAGUGAGGAUGAGAGGAGCUGCGGAGACUGCAAUUUCCAGUUUAGUACAUGUGGCUGGACGUUACAAGAGGGCAAUGAUUUAGUGUGGAGGCAGGGGCAUAACAUGAGUGAUGGCUCGGGUGGCUUCGUCGUGGACCACACCUAUGGCACUGCAGCGGGGGACUUCCUCUACACAGCCCAGGAACCCAGUGAAUCAUCAGGCCCGGCUGUCAUGAUCACCAAGACUCUUCACAAUUCCUUCCUAGAAUGCACCAUGGAAUUCUGGUACCGUGAGCACAGCAGGAGUUUCAUUGACACACACGCGAGGCUGACGGUCAGCGUGGUGCAGGACGGCCAGGUGUCUCCCGUCUACUACCUGAUUGAUGCCGGACAUUACGAUUGGCAGAAGGCCAGCGCCAGAAUAAUGGACUGGAGGGAAGAGUUCAGCGUGCAGGUUGAGGGUGAGAACACUGGCGUGCCUUCCGACCUGACCCUGGAUGACAUCACCUUCCUAGACUGUGGCCCGCCCUCUGUAUCGGGGGAGUGUCCGCUCUACCACAUCAUUUGCCCAGACACCAAGAUCUGCAUUCCUCCUGAUUUUAUUUGUGACAACACCAACGACUGUGGCAACCUGUAUGAUGAAAGCAGCUGUGGAGGCUACCUGCCCAUAUGCACCUUUGAGGAGGGUAUGGAGUGCGACUGGACGCAGGAUAGUGUGGAAGAUGAUAUUGACUGGCAGUUUGGGCAAAGCAGCACAGCCAGUGGGGGCACCAGCCAUCUGACGGGGCCGCCAACAGACCACAGCACGCGCCUCACCACAGGCCACUACCUCUACGUCACCAACCCCACACAGAGAGCCCAGGAAGAAAAGCAGAGCAAGGAGACAUACAAGGCCUGGUUUGUCAGCCCAACAUUGCUGCAUGACCCUGACUCUUACUUCCCAUGUCAACUUCGUUUCCACUACUACAUGUACGGGAAGAAUGUCGAGGAACUCAACGUUUACGUCAGGACAGAGAUUUACGGGGAAAAAACACUUUCCUUCAGCAGGACAGGAAACCAAGGCCAGUUCUGGGACCGCUCUGUUGUGACCAACUCCAAGGAGGUGUACUUCCAGUUCAUCAUAGAGGGAGUCACCAGCAUUUCUGACCUUGCAGACAUUGCCAUUGAUGACAUAUCCUUCACCGAGAGCUGCCUAAUGGUCAACGCCUCCCUUCCGGACGGCAACACUUACACUCCUCGGCCCAGCCCGUGUGCAGACGAUGAAUUUUACUGUGAUGUUAUGUUUGACUGCAUUCCAGAGUCACAAAGGUGUGACUGGAAGAAGGACUGUCCAAACAAUGCCGACGAGGACUACUGCGGCGAGUGCAACUUUGAGUACAACAUGUGUGACUGGUACGACGCAAGUGCCGGGAUGUACAACUGGGGGCGGAUCAGUGCCAGUGACUCCAGCCGCUACACCCACCCAAACGUGGACCACACCUACCACUCCCCCGAUGGCCACUACAUGUAUGUGGAGGGAGGAGUUGGCAUUGAGGGCACAACAGCUGUCUUCAACAGUCCACAGCUUGUUCAUGGCUCUGGGUAUUACUGUGAACUCCACUUUUGGCUUUAUUUGGGAAAUGCCUCAGACUCUCAAUUAGAACUGUACACUUAUCAUGAAGGAUAUGAAGAGGAGCUGUUGUAUACCUUGGGCGACUCUGGCGUGCAAGAAAAGGAAUGGUUUAAAGUAAUAGCCCCUGCCAGACUAGUCCCAUCAACCUUCUACUUUUCGUUCAGGGCCACACCAGCCUUUAGUACAGCCCCAGACUGGGAGAAGUCACACUCGGUCCUUGCCAUGGAUGACAUCAGUUUCUUUAACAGUAACGAAGGGCUGUUAAGUCUCGGCUGCGAUUUUGAUGACGAGGGUUUAUGCACCUGGCGGCAAGAUGAAAGUGAUCAGCAGGACUGGGGGAAGAAGGGAGCACUGAACAGCUCUCUGGCUGACCACACAUCAGGGGAAGGCUACUAUGUGUCCAUUGACUUCACUCUGUCACUGGCCAAGCCAAACGAUAAAGCGAGACUCAUAAGCACAGUGCAGUCUGAGCCAGUCACCUACACAAAUGUUCUGACUCUCUGGUACUACUUCUUUGGGGAAAAUGUUGGAACUUUCAGAAUAUUUAUUAUAAAGGAAACCAGUAAGGAAACUUUAACUCUUUUUGAAGGGAGCACGAGCCAGGAAGACAGGUGGCUGCAGUUCCACGAGCCCUUGUCGGUGGAUGAUGACUUCACGGUGGUUCUGGAAGGUGAAUGGGGGGAAGUGGGGCUUGGAUUACUGGCCGUGGAUGAUGUACAGAUGACGGCCAAGCUGCACGAAUCGGUCUGUGAUUUUGAGUUUGACUUCUGCCAGUGGACACCAAGCAAUGGGAGUGAAGGAGUCUGGACCAGAGGACAAGGAGACCAAAACCUCACUGCCACACCUCCUGUAGACCACACUCAAAACACCGGGGCUGGUUAUUACGCCUACCUCAAGGCUGGGGGAGAGGGCCACAUGGGCUAUCUCACUUCACCUGUUUACAAGUCAGUUGGCGCACAGUGCCUCAGAUUCUGGUACCACAUGCUGGGGGACCAUGUUGGCCUCCUCCAGGUGGAAAUGGAUAUCGAAGAUUACGGGUUCAUUACAAUUUGGAGCCACUCUGAGAACACCUUUGAGAUGUGGUUCCAGGGCAUGGUGACACUACAAGACCGCCAGGAAUACAGUGUAAGAUUCUUGGGCUCAUCAGGAUCAAACAACUUGAGUGUGGUUGCCCUCGAUGAUGUGACGUUUGUGCCCGACAAGUGUCCUCGACUCUACGUGUGUGACUUUGAGUAUGACAUGUGUGAAUGGCUCAACUCAGAUGAAGAUGAGUUUGACUGGGUGCGGUCCUCUGGCGCAGAAGGAGGAGGCAUUCUUGCGGAUCACACCAUUGACUACGAGACGGGCCACUACCUGGUGACACAGCUGGAAAACAAAAAGAAAGGUGACUGUGCCCAGCUGUUUGGACCUGUGGUAUCGUCCAGGUAUAAAUGCAUGACUUUCUGGUAUUCAAUGCAGCAUAUUGCUAAUGCCACUCUCAUAGUUAAGGUGCUGGAGGACGAGGCCAUUCCGUUAGUGGAGCUUCACAACUCCUCCCUCCUUUACCAGUGGGAGGAAGUGUCCAUGACCCCCGACGUGCUGGUUGACAACUAUGAAAUCAUGAUUGAACUGCUUGUAAAUGAAGACAUUACAUUCUCAGAGUAUUAUACCAUAGCAAUUGAUGAUACUGCUUUCACAGAAGACUGCAGUGUCCACACACUGCCACCUUACACUACUCCACUUCCCACACAUCUGCCCUCCAGUUUUGACUGUGACUUUGAGCAAGAUGAGAGUGAAACUUGUGGCUGGAUCCAAGAUACCGAGGAUGGCACAGACUGGGAGCGCUGGCAGGGCUCAACACCAACCCUUGAGACGGGGCCCCAGGCUGACCACACCCUGCUCACCAGUGAUGGGCACUACAUCUACAGUGGUACCAGCAUGGUGCACAAUGAGACAACAGCUGCAUUAAAGAGUCCAGCUGUAGAUAUUGGCUUCAAAGGGGGAUGCUUAACAUUCUGGUACCACAUGCAUGGCUUUGACGUGGGUCUGCUGCAGGUGAUGUCUCAGAAGGUGGGCAGCACCAUGAAGGACCUGGUCUGGCAGCGCCUCGGCGAGCAGGGAGAUGGCUGGCUGCAGACCAAGGUCCACUUUACAGCAGAGGGAUUACAGUCCAUGGUGAUACAGUCCACACUCAAGGCUGCUGGGGCUGGAGACAUAGCCAUUGAUGACAUCACCUUUGAUUAUGGAAACUGCCACAGUGGAAGUGUGUGUGACUUUGAAUUAGAGAAUAUUUGCAAUUUUGAGCAAUCCCUUGAAGACGACUUGAACUAGAAACUUGU
Molecule: messenger RNA, 5763 nt
Organism: Eriocheir sinensis (Chinese mitten crab)
Lineage: Eukaryota; Metazoa; Arthropoda; Malacostraca; Decapoda; Varunidae
Product: MAM and LDL-receptor class A domain-containing protein 1-like
Exons: 17
Coding region: 59-5755 (1898 amino acids)
Cellular component (GO): membrane
Molecular function (GO): protein binding
Source: RefSeq, a predicted model, not a curated record